Mollisia scopiformis is the source of this 679-nucleotide messenger RNA. RefSeq lists its product as uncharacterized. The coding region runs from base 124 to 480 and encodes 118 amino acids. The transcript has a single exon. Lineage: Eukaryota; Fungi; Ascomycota; Leotiomycetes; Helotiales; Mollisiaceae. The record is from RefSeq and is a predicted model, not a curated record.
GUAGCUGGGCUCCCAGCUGCCCACCAACACAACCAUUUCCCGACAACAAAACAAAAUCUUACAGUACGUCCAGAUAUCUCCCAACAACAACUUCAACGCGCACAAGUCCCCAAAGCCAUCACAAUGACCAAGACCAUGCACGCAACCAUCCUCAUCAUCACCCUCUACCUCCUCCUCCUCCUCCUCCUACCCACCCUAGCAAACGCCCUAUCCCCCACCCCACCCCGCGACGGCACAGGCGCCUACCAAGGCCAAAUCCCCUGCCUGAUCGAAUCCCUCCCCUCGACCUGCAUCCUCCGCGCAACGCAAUACCUCUACUACAACACCGCCUCCUUCGACGUCUAUGACGGGCAGUGCGUCCAUCUGGGCGAUGCGAGCAUGAUUUUAGGGCGUGAGUUCCCUUUUCCCCAAUCCUACCCCUCCUUCCUAUUCCUCUUCCUCUUUCCGAGAGCAGCUGAUGUUGAUGUUAACCAUGUUUGAAUAAUGCCAGACCACGUGAGUAUCGACUCAGAACUACCGUGGACGGUAGAGAUGGACGUCUCGGCGGAUUGGCAGACGAUGCCGAACGGGUGGUAUGCGGGGAAUCCGGUGGGGUUGGGGGUUGAUUUGAGGGGGAUGGAGUUGUGUUGGAAGGAGGAGGCGAGUUUGAGUUGUUUGUUGCCGUUUAGUUGUUAGGAGG